This is a messenger RNA of Oryza brachyantha (malo sina), 788 nucleotides long. RefSeq names its product non-specific lipid transfer protein GPI-anchored 15-like. NCBI's taxonomy places the organism in Eukaryota, Viridiplantae, Streptophyta, Magnoliopsida, Poales, Poaceae. The record is from RefSeq and is a predicted model, not a curated record. Bases 1 to 621 code for a protein of 206 amino acids. The transcript is spliced from 2 exons.
AUGCACGUACGCUUGGACGCCGUCUCGAUCGAUCGAUCGAUCUCAAUGGGAGCAGCUCGUGGCAACGGCGGCUCCGUGCUUGGCCUCGGCGUGGCCGUGGCGGUGACCGUGGCGCUCCUGGCGUGCCGGUGCGCGGCGCAGACGCCGUCUGCCUCGUCGACGACGACCGGCGGCUCGGGCUGCAUGCCAGAGCUCGUCAGCCUGUCCCCCUGCAUGGGGUUCAUGUCGGGGAGCGCGACGGCGCCGGCGGCGGCGUGCUGCUCGGCGCUGUCCGGCGUGCUGAGGUCGAACCCGGGGUGCCUCUGCAUGGUGCUCGGCGGCACGGCCGCGUCGCUCGGCGUCGCCGUCGACACCGCCCGCGCCGUGCUGCUCCCCGGCGCCUGCAGCAUCCAGGCCCCAUCUGCUAGCCAGUGCAACGCCUUGGAAGCUCCAAUGCCGUCUCCGGCGAGCCCGGCACCACCUGUCGCUACUCCGGCGACACCAACAGAACCCAGCGGCACUCCUGGAUCGAAGACCACUCCGACACCCUUCACUCACUAUUCAGAUGGAAGCAUGAUGAACCCCAGAAUGAUGUUCAUCGUCGUUGUGGUAGUGAUCGUUGCCUUGCUUGAUCACUUGUAAAUUCCAACAUGGAAGGGUCAUUCUUUGUUUCUUUUUUUAAAAAUGGCAAUCGAUUUAGGCAUUGUUUGGUAUUGUAAUAGGUUAUGUUAUUAUUGUUUGGUGCAACUUUUUUUUACCUCUUAUGUGAUCAAUAUUGCGAGUGACUAUAUUAUUAUAGUUUGGAAAUA